AUGUCCUUAUUGCCGUUAAUCAACCCUCGCCCAUUUUGGUACACGAAAAAUCAUCUUGAGAAUAAUAAUGUCCUAUUGGUAAUUUGGUACAACCAAGAAUUUUCGCAAAGUCGAUUUCCUCCCGGGCAGAAAGGUAAAAUUAAAUUACGACUACGUUACAUUUAAACUUAACUGCGUGUAGUUUUAAUUACGGUUAGCGAUGUACGUAUAAUUUUCCCUUCCACUUCAGUCAGCAAGGCAUGUACCCUUAUUUGCCUUCUUGUCGCACGAGGAAUAGCUCAAAAAGGAUUGUUAUUACGCGAUGUUGAGAAAUCUCCUCCGGAGAUCAUUGGUAUCAUAGCCGAUGCUAUGAUAGAGGGUAACGCUAUCCACGCGUGGAUUAUAAAAAAUGGUUUAGUUUCUCAUCCAUACCUAAGCACGGAGGAGGCAUUAAAAUUUGGAGGCAGCAGUCUAAGCCUGCUUAGAGAAUGGAAGUUCCAAGUAUUUUUCGAAAGAAUUGAACACGGUCUGUUUAGGCAUAUGGGUGAUUUUUUACGCGAAUGGUACUCGGCACCAAGAUCUAGCAAUUUGUUUAUGCUACUUAUCACUUGUGGACGCACAGUGCUAUUCAUAUUUCAAGAAAUUACGUACUUGGUAACUUUUUUCGAUUCUCAUAGUCACGGUACAGCUGCAAAUCCAAAUCGCGGACUAGUUAUUGCACAGACAACUAUGGACAAACUGGAACAUUUAUGCAAUUGGUACACACAGGAUAUAUUGAAUAAAUGUUACAAUACAGAAGCGAAUCAGUACGAGCUAGCUUUUUUAUAUCCACAUGACUCUUCGUAUCCUGGCUGUAAUUCUCUAUGCAACUGCAGUAAUCGUUGCAAACAUCGUCAUGAUAAUAAACAGAAAGGAUGA
This is a messenger RNA of Ceratina calcarata, 897 nucleotides long. RefSeq lists its product as uncharacterized. The record is from RefSeq and is a predicted model, not a curated record. Lineage: Eukaryota; Metazoa; Arthropoda; Insecta; Hymenoptera; Apidae. The transcript has 4 exons.